Molecule: messenger RNA, 904 nt
Organism: Alosa sapidissima (American shad)
Lineage: Eukaryota; Metazoa; Chordata; Actinopteri; Clupeiformes; Clupeidae
Gene: rap1gds1
Product: RAP1, GTP-GDP dissociation stimulator 1
Exons: 5
Coding region: 446-904 (152 amino acids)
Biological process (GO): positive regulation of GTPase activity
Cellular component (GO): cytosol
Molecular function (GO): protein binding; guanyl-nucleotide exchange factor activity
Source: RefSeq, a predicted model, not a curated record
UCUCUGCAACUAGACGGCUACUACGGGAGAAGGAAGUAAAUUUGUUGUCGGGUUGAUGUCAUCUCACUGUUUCUAAGAGCAUCUGUCCCCGUAGAUUAAAUUAUAUAACCGGGCACAUCAACAUUGUGUCGUGCAGGGUUGGACCGCCACUCGGCAAGCAUUCGUUCCUUUAUUGGAACGAGACAGCUUGGAAGGGCUUCGCUGGUGCUCGUUAACGGGGUUUUUUUUCCGGUGGGGACGAAACGGCGUGGGUUAAGGAGAGGGCCUUGCCCGGAUAUCUGUCUAACCCAAACCGUGCUUCUGUACCGUAGGCUACCUGGCGAAGCAGUCGUGUGGGCGACACAUACAGUACCUACCUGCAAUUGUCCAUUCGUUUAGACAGCGCAGUGGACUAGGUUACCCCACCUUAAGGAACACCCGGAUCGAUUAACUUAAAGACACCAAUAUGGCAGAUAACCUGAGUGAAGCGCUGAAGACUCUGAAGCUCUCGUCCACGAGCAGCUCGCCGGAUGUACUGGAGGGGUGUCUGGACUGCCUGCUCAAGGCCCUGGCCGACAACAAUAUGGAGGUGAGCGGGCGGCUCCAGGAGAUGGGGGUGCUCUCUCAGCUGCCCGCGCUGCUCAGCGCCCCGUCACCCUGCACCCCCAAAGUGGCCAACAUCAUCGCAGAGGUGGCCAAGAACGAGUUCAUGCGAGGUGUGUGUGUGGACGCGGGUCUCAUCCCUCCGCUGGUCCAGCUGCUCAGCUCCCAGGAGCAGGAGGUGCUACUGCAGACCGGACGAGCCCUGGGCAACAUCUGCUACGACAGCCGUAAGUAUUCUGCAGCCUUCAGGAGCUCCACGAGGACACGGGGGAAGCUUCUGGAAUGUGUGGAAGCUCAUGGGUCCACGCGCACGGGUUACUGA